Messenger RNA from Diachasma alloeum, 1197 nucleotides. Its product is annotated as 3-oxoacyl-[acyl-carrier-protein] reductase FabG. The transcript has 4 exons. Bases 327 to 1091 code for a protein of 254 amino acids. NCBI's taxonomy places the organism in Eukaryota, Metazoa, Arthropoda, Insecta, Hymenoptera, Braconidae. Gene Ontology annotation, molecular function: oxidoreductase activity. The record is from RefSeq and is a predicted model, not a curated record.
CACUUACGUGUGAUGCCUGUGUGCCGUAAAUAGCUAGUUUUGUUCCCCCAGUUCGAUACCACAAAAAACAAGAAAAAUGGAAUGAAAAGGCAGACGCUUUUACGGCGACACCUGCAACCCCUUCGUCACGAGAGAGAAUUUUCAUACACUCGUAAACAAUCUUGUGGGUUUUUCCCCCUCUUAUUCUGAUGCUUGGAAUGUUUUUUUUUUAUGGAAUCGUGAUAAAAACCCACGCCAGCCAACGGUCGUGUGAGGUACUAGUGCAGAACGAGUUGUGAUAGCCGAUAUUGAAUUUCUGGAAUUUCUUUUGAUAGGAGACACCAGCAAUGUCACAAUUCCUGGGUAAAGUUGUUUUGAUAACCGGUGCCAGUUCCGGUAUUGGAGCAGCAACGGCGAUUCAUUUGUCAUCACUGGGGGCCUCCCUAUCGUUAACCGGUAGAAACCUUGAGAAUCUCGAGAAAGUGGCUGCCCAGUGCAGAGCCCCAAAGCCGUUUAUCCUUCCUGGGGAACUGACCAAUGAAGAGGACACCAAGAGGAUUUUGGAGUCGACCAUCAAACAUUACGGAAAGCUGGAUGUUUUGAUCAAUAAUGCUGGGACUAUUGAACGUGGGAGCAUUGAAAAUACGAGUCUGGAGCAAUACGACAGAGUUUUCAAUCUGAAUGUACGCUCAAUGUAUCAUUUAACGAUGCUGGCAACUCCACAUCUGAUUAAGACGAAGGGGAACGUUGUAAAUAUAUCGAGUGUUAAUGGCUUGAGAUCAUUCCCAGGUGUUUUGGCAUAUUGCAUGAGUAAAUCAGCUGUUGAUCAAUUUACACGCUGUGUGGCCAUUGAAUUAGCUGGAAAACAGGUGAGAGUGAACGCUGUAAAUCCAGGAGUAGUAAUCACAAAUCUCCACGAGAGGAGUGGAAUGAGCGCAGAGGAGCUGCAAGCCUUCUUCGAGCGCAGCAAGACGACUCAUGCACUUGGCAGACCAGGCCAGCCCGAGGAAAUUGCCAGAACUAUUGCUUUUCUGGCGAGCGAUGAUGCAAGCUUUAUAACUGGAGCUACAUUACCUGUGGAUGGAGGCAGACACGCUCUCUGUCCGAGAUAAACUCAUAAAGUGCAUUCAUAAAUCUAUCGUUUUUACCUUUUUUUUACUUUAAAAAUAAAGAGGAAUAUUUUGCAAUAAAUAAAUGUUCAUGUGAAGUAUUUUUACA